Cutaneotrichosporon cavernicola is the source of this 1278-nucleotide messenger RNA. RefSeq lists its product as uncharacterized. The transcript has 3 exons. Gene Ontology annotation, biological process: proteolysis. Lineage: Eukaryota; Fungi; Basidiomycota; Tremellomycetes; Trichosporonales; Trichosporonaceae. The record is from RefSeq and is a predicted model, not a curated record. Bases 1 to 1278 code for a protein of 425 amino acids. Gene Ontology annotation, molecular function: aspartic-type endopeptidase activity.
AUGAAGGUUGCCGCUCUCAUCUCCGUCCUCGCCAUCCUUGGCGGCACGGACGCCGCUGUCCACAAGAUGAAGCUCAACAAGAUGGACAGCGCCAAGAGCCUCAGCGCCAACUUCUCCCCUCUCAAGGAAGCCGAGUGGCUCAUGGAGAAGCACCUUGGCGGUCUCCUUGGCGGCGAGCAUCAGAAGCCCUUCACCGGCGGUCGCCGCAACCGUCCCCUUCGCAUGUCCGACGAGGACAAGGACCUCUUUUGGGCCCAGAUGAUUGAAGAGGCCAAGGACAACGCCGGCACCAUCCAGGGCGGCCACGAAGUCCCUCUCUCGAACUACAUGAACGCGCAGUACUACGCCGACAUCACCAUCGGCACGCCGCCCCAGCAGUUCAAGGUUGUCCUCGACACGGGCUCGUCCAACCUGUGGGUGCCUUCCAAGUCGUGCACGUCGAUCGCAUGCUUCCUCCACGCCAAGUACGACUCGGACGCAUCGUCGUCGUACAAGGCCAACGGCUCGGAGUUUGCCAUCCGCUACGGCUCGGGUUCGCUCGAGGGCUUUGUCUCGCAGGACACUAUGACGAUUGGCGACCUCAAGGUCAAGAAGCAGGACUUUGCCGAGGCCACCAAGGAGCCUGGCCUUGCCUUUGCCUUUGGCAAGUUUGACGGUAUCCUUGGCAUGGGGUACGACACGAUCUCGGUCAACCGCAUCGUCCCUCCGUUCUACAACAUGCUCAACCAGAAGCUGCUCGACGAGCCCGUCUUUGGCUUCCGUCUCGGCGACGGUGACGGUGACGGUGGCGAGUGCACCAUCGGUGGUAUCGACUCGGAAGGCUACACUGGCAAGAUCCACUACAUCCCCGUGCGCCGCCGCGGCUACUGGGAGAUUGAGCUCGAGGCCGUCAAGUUCGGCAAGGACACGCUUGAGCUCGAGAACACUGGUGCCGCCAUCGACACGGGCACGUCGCUCAUUGUGACCCCCACUGACAUUGCCGAGAUGCUCAACGCUCAGAUUGGUGCCGAGAAGAGCUGGAAUGGCCAGUACACUCUCGACUGCGCCAAGGUACCUACGCUUCCGAAGCUCUCGUUCGUCUUUGGUGGCAAGGACUUCACCCUCUCGGGCGAGGACUACACCCUCAACGCCGGCGGCACCUGCAUCUCGGCGUUUAUGGGUAUGGACUUCCCCCCUCCCAUGGGCCCCAUCUGGAUCAUCGGCGACUCGUUCCUCCGCCGGUACUACAGCGUGUACGACCUCGGCCGGAACGCCGUCGGUCUCGCCACGUCGACGUAA